Planococcus citri (citrus mealybug) is the source of this 2363-nucleotide messenger RNA. Its product is annotated as UDP-glycosyltransferase UGT5-like. Gene Ontology annotation, molecular function: UDP-glycosyltransferase activity. Bases 188 to 1762 code for a protein of 524 amino acids. The transcript has 5 exons. Lineage: Eukaryota; Metazoa; Arthropoda; Insecta; Hemiptera; Pseudococcidae. The record is from RefSeq and is a predicted model, not a curated record.
CUUUUCGGAUAUAGGUACCUAUGGUUUAGUUUUUAGUAGGUAUUUUUCCCGAACGCUCGCGUACCUACCUAUAAUGAAAUGAGGUGAACCUAUUUUACAAAACGUUUUUAAAUAAACUUCGUUUAAUAAUGAGUAUUUUUUUAUGAUGACGAAGUUUGUUUAGGUGCAGGCGAAUCGCACAUGAAAAAUGCGUAUUUUGAUGCUGACUAUGCUCGCAAUAAUUGCUUUAAACGUUGAACAAACCACCAGCGCUAACAUCUUGGCAUUGUUUCCAUACCCUUUGAAAAGUCAUUUCAUCAUGUUCGACGCUUUACUCGUAGAAUUAGCUAAACGAGGCCAUAACGUAACCGUAGUCAACACGUUUCCGAAGAAAGUACCAGUACAGAAUUACAGCGACGUUGACGUCAGCUCGUGCUUCGAACUGCCAUCGAUACGAUUCGAACUAGAGCGAGCUUUCUCCUAUCAUUCAUCCCUGCUGCGAGAUCUCUUCUCGUACGUCGAAGCCUACGAUGACAUACUGAAAUGCGAACCGAUGGCCAACCUGAUGAACACCAAUGACACUUACGAUCUCAUCAUCACCGAGAUCUUCUCCUCAGAUGCGAUGCUGGCGUACGUGCAUCAGUUCAAAAUACCCUUUAUAUCAUUUUGUUCGACGCCUUUGCUGACCUGGGCUUCGGACCGAGUCGGUAUACCGGAUAACCCAUCCUAUAUAUCGUUCAGCUAUAACGACAAACCACUCGAUACGAUGGGUUCGAGCUUCUUUCAAAGACUGUACAAUACUUACGCUUACGUACUAUCCAGACUAAAAUAUAAACUUUUAUCGGAAUUCAAAACCAAUAAAAUCGUCCGCAAGCAUUUCGGAGAAGACACGCCCGAUUUGGAAGAGAUCUCAAAAAACACUAGUUUAAUAUUUACCUUCAGCCAUUACAGUAUCAACUCGCCCAGGCCGAUGGUUCCCGGUGUCGUUGAAGUGGGUGGGAUACAGAUCAAAGAACCGUCUCCUUUGCCUCCGGACAUUCAAAAGUUCAUGGACGAGGCCGAGCACGGUGUGAUUUAUUUCUGCCUUGGCUCUCUACUGCAAGCAAAGACAAUGCCGGUUGAGAAACGUAACGCGUUCAUUUAUGCUUUCUCGAAGAUACCCCAAAGGGUGCUAUGGAAAUACGAAGAGGAUGACUUGCCUGGUAAACCUGAUAAUGUCAUGAUACGCAAAUGGAUGCCUCAAAGGGAUAUCUUGGCUCACCCAAAAGUGAAAUUAUUUAUCGCCCACGGGGGAGCCCUAGGUUUGAACGAAGCUGUCUACGAAGGAGUACCAAUCUUGGGCAUCCCUUUUUGGGUCGAUCAAACCCUAAACAUACAUUCAGUUCAAGAAUCUGGCGCUGGAGAAAUGUUGGAAUAUCCAGAUAUCACCCCGGAAGUAGUUUUAUUCAAAAUUAAUCAAGUCCUCAACGAUAACAAGUACAAAGACAACGCAAAGAAACUGUCAGCUAUUUACCGAGAUCGAGCAUUGUCAGCAAUGGACACCGCAGUUUACUGGACCGAAUACGUAAUCAGACAUAAAGGAGCCGCUCACCUGAAACCAGUCACAGUCCAAAUGCCUUGGUACCAAUACCUACUUCUGGAUAUCUUGGCAUUUUACGCAUUAGCUUACUUCAUGGUUAGAAGAUUAUACUACAAAUGUUCUCGUGCGAAGAAAACAAUGUACCAGAGCAGAUUACAAAGGAGAAGAAACAUGAUGAACGGCCACGCCACCCAAGUUCAUUAACAUUUACCCACAACAGUAGACUACCUAUUUAUAAAUUACCAUCAUCUGACUUACAUAAGUUAGGUACACCAAACACAUUUUGAUCAAAAGUAGUGAAUUUUUUUACAAUCACUCCGGACUAAUGGAUUACUCACAAGGAGUAUUUCUUUUUCGCAGCGUGGAUCACCGAGUUGUUCGUAAUACUCGCCGCUCCAGGUUGCGAAAACUACGCGCGUACAGGAAUACUCCAAUAAAAUUAGUCUCCGGCUAGAUUCUAAAAUCAUUCAUUAUAUUAUUUGAAACAGAAACGAGUAAAGAGAUUAUCGCACCGUAAUAGGUACAGUUCUAUUCUUUGCUCAAAUACUCUUAAUAUGUUUUGUGUACUGCGAGAAAAAAAAGGUAGGUAAUUGUUUCGAUUCGUGUCCAAUUUUAAAAUGUCUAGGUUCGACUUGGUCGAAAGCGUAGGUCAGAUUUCAUUGAUUCAUUUGCGACACCUUAUCAAAAACGUUUGAAAACUGAAAAAAUAAACAUGAAUUUCUAAUCUAGUGUUACAUUUUUUGCUAAAAUUUAGCGAUACCUACAAGGUUGGUUAAAAUGCAGACUUCUCAAGUUUGAGAACAAC